AUGAGACAGUUUGGGUAUCCGCAGCAAGUGCUGACCAUGCAAGGAGUGGGAAGCAUCGAACUCAAUACAAUUGCUGAGUGCCGGAGUAUGGUGUUGGAAGCCUGGGGGAAUCUUCGUGGUUUGGAUAACUUGCAUCUGGAUCAAGUGAAUAAAUUAGAGCCUCGGGUCACUUUGGAAUAUAAUGACUGGAUCAAAUUGACCAUGGAACAAGAAAGAGAAUGGUUACCGUUGGUCUCCGUUAGUCUUGAAGAGCAGAAUGAGAAACUAAGGAAAGAGCUGGAGGAUCACCAAUUGCAGAUUAUAGUAGCCGAUCAAGCUUUGGAAGACGCUCGAUCACAAUUGAAGAGGGAGGCAAGGAAAUCCGAGAAAUUGGAAAAGGCAUUGGGUGCAUUCGACAAAAUUCAAGAUGAGAUUCGGAACCUUAGUAUAGGGAGUUCUAGAGAAUCUCAACACACUAGAUUAGCUAGAUAUGAGGAGUUUUUGGAUGCUUUACAAGGACAGGGGAGCAGUGGGAAAAAGCCGCAGUUCAAAAAGAAAGAGGGGGAAACUGCCUUCGUAUGGGAUCAAGACCCUACACCAAGACCCCGAUUUCAACAUAAACCAACAUAUUCACCUUAUCCCUACUAUCCAAAUCCUUACCCUGUCUACAAUACCAAUAUCUCGCACCCUCGACCUCGCCCAAAUUAUGCUAACCCGCCUACGGCCCCUUUUCAAAUACCUCAACCUAACUUUCAACAAACUCGUCCUCGACCUCCUUACCCUCAAAGAUUUCCCCUACCAAACAGACCCACCUACAACUACCCCCAACCUACUGAAACCUACAAUCAAAAUCGUGCUCGAACAUUUACCAACCUUGGCAGGCCUCUGGAUCAGUUGUAUGAGCAAUUAAAGGCUGCCGGUAAAAUAGGUGUGAUUCCCCCUCCAACUUACCCGUAUGGCGUGCCAGCUGGGUAUAAUCCACAGUUUACUUGUGCUUAUCAUUCAGGGGCGCCUCGUCACUCCACGGCCAAUUGCCGACUCCUUAAACAUAAGGUUCAAGACAUGGUAGAAGCGGGGGAGAUUGUGAUUAGGAAAAGAGAAGAGCAAGGACCGAAUGUGAGCAAGAAUCGCUUGCCGGAGCAUACUGGUACUAUCGGAGUUAUUAUGGAUGAUGAGGAAUUUAAAGAGCUUGUUCGGAGCAUGUCCAAUGAGAUAGAAGUGUGUGGGAUAAUGGAGCAACCUUUUGUGAUAGAGGAAGCAUCAUAUGAGGAGGACAAAAGGCCUUUCAUUUUAGACUUAACCCCAUCCGAAAGUGCGGCUUUAGAACCUGUGAUAAUUGAGUUCCCAGAACAAGUGCCGGUUUUAAGUCUCCGACAAGUGCCGUGGAAUUAUAGUGAGCCCGUUUUGCAAAUAGGAGGCAAACCAGUUUUGAAAGAAGAAGUGUCUGUUGUUACGAGGUCAGGGAAGAUUGCAAGUCCCUCAACUGCUAACGCCCCAAUUCAAGUAAACAAUCGUGAGCCGACUACCAAACCCGCAGUGACCGAAAGAGAAGCGUGGGAUUUUCUCAAGAGACUUAGGAGAAGCGAAUACAAUGUGGUCGAACAAUUGAACAAAAUGCCUGCCCAAAUUUCCAUACUGGACUUGCUUUUCACCUCAGAUUUGCAUAGGGAUGCAUUACUUGAAGUGUUGACUAAGGCUCGUAUUCCCAAGGAUAUUUCGCUGCCUGCAGAAGGAACUGGUCAUAACAAAGCCUUAUAUGUAGCUGUGAGGUGCAAUGGAAAGAUGUUACCUAAAGUACUGAUCGACAAUGGGUCUGCCCUCAAUAUUUGCCCUUGGAGCACGUUGGUGAAGUUAGGGCUGCAAGAUGUUAAGUUGAAACCCUCAGAGACCGUGGUUCGAGGAUUCGAUGGAGCCCAAAGGGAGUCCAUAGGAGAAGUAAAUUUGGUGUUCGAAAUGGGGCCCGCACAAUUUCAGAUAGCCUGCCAAGUUAUGCACUUUCCUAGUGUCUAUAAUGUUUUGCUCGGGCGGCCGUGGAUUCACAGCUCGGGCGCUGUGCCCUCUUCCUUGCAUCAAGUAUUGAAAUUCGUGGUGAACAACCAAUUGAUAACUAUUUUUGCUGAAGAGGAUUGCAUUGUAAUUGCCGAUUCCAAGCCUGAGGAGGAUGGUAACCAAAAUGCUUCAGUGUCUUCUUACCGUACAGCUGAUAUUGUCUCCGUGUGUUGGAUAACAAGUAAGGAUUCAAAAGACAAAAUGGUUUUACCCGCGGCCAGUGUCAUGAUGGCCAAGGAGAUGAUUCGCGGAGGAUAUGAAUUUGAUAAGGGAUUGGGACGCAAUUUGCAAGGCAUGUUGAAACCUGUGGAACUCAUCGAAAAGAAGGACCUGUUUGGUUUGGGAUUCCGUCCGACCGCCAGAGAUAUACAAGAGAUGAAAGCGCGCAAAAGGGCAGAAAAGGAAGGCAAGAUAGGUGCUUUAGACAUUCCGCCAUUACGCUAUACCUUUCCAAAGCCAGCUGAAGUCAUUACAUCUGAGUUUAGCCCAAUUGACGAAGUGGAGACAAGUCUGACUCAUUUGUUUGUGGGAGCAAUAUCCGAAAAUGGCCCGUCAGAUGAUGCCGAAUUCCCAGACAUUCCCCAAUGA
Coffea eugenioides is the source of this 2616-nucleotide messenger RNA. RefSeq lists its product as uncharacterized. Gene Ontology annotation, molecular function: nucleic acid binding. The transcript is spliced from 3 exons. Lineage: Eukaryota; Viridiplantae; Streptophyta; Magnoliopsida; Gentianales; Rubiaceae. The record is from RefSeq and is a predicted model, not a curated record. The coding region runs from base 1 to 2616 and encodes 871 amino acids.